This is a messenger RNA of Colletotrichum truncatum, 306 nucleotides long. Lineage: Eukaryota; Fungi; Ascomycota; Sordariomycetes; Glomerellales; Glomerellaceae. The record is from RefSeq and is a predicted model, not a curated record.
AUGCGUUCCUUCACUACCGUCGCUGCUGCUCUUCUCUUUGUUGGCGCUCAGGCUGCCCCUGCCGUUGAGAGUCGCCAGAUUGUCUAUGGCUGCUACUUCAACGGUGACGGAAUCGCCAACCAGUAUGUCACUGUCGGUAGCGAUAUUGACAUUACCGGCAAGAGCGGCAAGGUUUGGACCCUUGACUGUGGUACCACCUCGGAACAGAUUGUCAAGGGCGUUUUUGCCAAGUGCACAGUCAACGGAAAGCAGCCCUUCGGAAUCACUGGAUUCGAUGCCGCCAACAUCAACUGCCCCAUCGCCUAA